Molecule: messenger RNA, 516 nt
Organism: Nematocida homosporus
Lineage: Eukaryota; Fungi; Microsporidia
Product: ubiquitin-conjugating enzyme E2 G1
Exons: 1
Coding region: 1-516 (171 amino acids)
Biological process (GO): protein polyubiquitination; proteasome-mediated ubiquitin-dependent protein catabolic process
Molecular function (GO): ubiquitin conjugating enzyme activity
Source: RefSeq, a predicted model, not a curated record
AUGCACUCAACUCGGGCUGACCCAAAGAAGAGAUCUAAGAUCUUUAUCUCCAAGGAGUUGCAUAGAAUGACUAAGUCGCCCAGUGAGAAUUAUAGCGUUGGUUUACUUAACGAUUGCAUUUAUACCUGGGAAGUACUUAUUAUAGGUCCAAAAGACACGAUCUAUGAGAAUGCCUUAUUAAGAGGAGUACUAGUCUUCCCAGAAACGUAUCCUGAAGACCCUCCAAGUUUUAAGUUUCUGUCGCCCAUGUGGCAUCCUAAUAUAGAUAAGGACGGCAAUCUGUGCAUCUCAAUUCUUCAUAAAUCAGGCGAUGAUGAGUAUGGAUAUGAGGAUGCUAGCGAGAGGUGGAUGCCGGUGCGGGAUAUUGAGUCAGUACUCUUUUCGAUCAUGUUGUUGUUGGUUUCGCCGAAUUCCGAGAGUCCGGCGAAUUUGGAGGCCGCCCAGGAGUUCCAGAAGGACCUCAGUACGUAUAAUAAGAAGGUUCGUCGGCUGGCCCAGAGCACCUUAGAGCAAUAA